Messenger RNA from Diutina rugosa, 2055 nucleotides. RefSeq names its product dynamin-like GTPase (gene VPS1). Bases 1 to 2055 code for a protein of 684 amino acids. Gene Ontology annotation, cellular component: cytoplasm; membrane; microtubule. Lineage: Eukaryota; Fungi; Ascomycota; Pichiomycetes; Serinales; Debaryomycetaceae. Gene Ontology annotation, biological process: peroxisome organization. The record is from RefSeq and is a predicted model, not a curated record. Gene Ontology annotation, molecular function: GTP binding; microtubule binding; GTPase activity. The transcript has a single exon.
AUGGACGAGACCUUGAUUUCUACGAUCAACAAGUUGCAAGACGCGCUUGCCCCGCUUGGCGGCGGGCUGCUGCUGCCGGUGGACUUGCCCCAGAUCACCGUUGUCGGCUCCCAGUCGCUGGGGAAGCUGUCGGUGUUGGAGAACAUCGUCGGGCGGGACUUCUUGCCCCGCGGGACCGGGAUCGUCACCAGACGCCCGCUUGUCCUCCAAUUGGUUAAUCGCCGCAAGCCCCACACCAAGGCGGACGAGCUUAUCGACGUCGGCGGCCAGCAGCUGGAAGACAACACCGAGGAGUGGGGGGAGUUCCUCCACUUGCCGGGGAAGAAGUUCUACAAGUUCGACGAGAUCCGCAACGAAAUCGUCAGAGAAACCGACGCCAAAACCGGUAAAAACUUGGGCAUUUCCCCCGUACCGAUUAACCUCAGAAUCUACUCGCCGCACGUGUUGACGUUGACCCUUGUGGAUUUGCCGGGGCUCACCAAAGUGCCCGUGGGCGACCAGCCGAAGGAUAUCGAGCGCCAGAUCCGCGACAUGAUCAUGAAGUUCAUCUCGAAGCCCAACGCCAUCAUCUUGUCGGUGAACGCCGCCAACACCGAUUUGGCCAACUCCGACGGGCUCAAAUUGGCGCGCGAAGUCGACCCCGAAGGUGCCCGUACCAUCGGGGUGUUGACGAAAGUGGACUUGAUGGAUGAAGGGACCGACGUCAUCGACAUUUUGGCUGGUAGAGUCAUUCCGUUGCGGUUCGGCUACGUUCCCGUGAUCAACCGGGGGCAAAAGGAUAUUGAAACCAACAAGACCAUUCGCCAGGCGCUUCAAGAUGAGGCGGCGUUCUUCGAAAACCACCCCGCCUACAAGGCCAAGGCCCACUUCUGCGGUACCCCUUAUUUGGCGAAGAAGCUUAACGGCAUCUUGUUGCACCACAUCAAGCAGACGUUGCCCGAAAUCAAGAACCGCAUCGAAAUGCUGUUGAAGAAGUACACCCACGAGUUGGACGCGUUGGGGCCGGAGUUGGCCGAGCUGCCGGCGCUGAUUGUCCUCUCGAUGAUCACGAGCUUCUCCAAGGACUACAGCGGCCAGCUCGACGGUGAGUCGCAGGAAUUGCUGUCGGCAGAAUUGCUGGGGGGUGCGCGUAUCUCGUUUGUCUUCCACGAGAUCUUCAAGAACGGGGUGGCGCUGUUGGACCCGUUUGACCAGAUCAAGGACGCCGACAUCCGUACCAUCAUGCACAACACCUCGGGGUCGGCGCCGCUGUUGUUUGUUGGUACCGAUGCCUUUGAAGUGUUGGUGAAGCAGCAGAUCCGCCGUCUCGAAGACCCGCUGCAACGGUGUAUCCAGCUCAUCUUCGACGAGUUGGUGCGUAUCUUGUCCCAGAUUGUGUCCGGUACCCAGUACUCGCGGUACCCGGCGCUUAAGGAACAGUUGACCCAGCAGGUGAUCCAGUACUUGCGUGAGGAAGUGGUGCCCACCUCCAAGUUUGUCAACGACAUCAUCAAGCUGGAAGAGACUUACGUCAACACCGCCCACCCGGACUUGCUUAAAGGUUCGGAAGCGAUGGCGAUGGUCGAAGAGAAGUUCCACCCGAAGGCCCCGGUGCAAAUUGACCCCAAGACGGGUAAGCCGUUGCCGCAACCGCUCCAGCCUCAGCAGCAACAACAGCCGCAAAAGGACGAGAACGGGGGCUUCUUCGGCGGCUUUUUCACCCUGAAGAACAAGAAAAGAUUACAGGCGAUGGAGGCGCCGCCGCUGGUGUUGCGGGCGUCGGGGACGAUGACUGAACGGGAGUUGAUGGAGACGGAGGUGAUCAAGUUGUUGAUUCUGCUGUACUACGACAUCGUCAAGCGCACGGUGCAGGACUUGGUCCCGAAGGCGAUCAUGUUGAAGUUGAUCAACAACAGCCGAGACAACAUCCAGAAGAAGUUGUUGGAGAAGAUGUACUCGCUGCCCGACUUGGAGGACUUGGUCAAGGAGAACGAGUUGACGGUGCAGAAGCGGAAGGAGUGCUUGCGCAUGGUCGAAGUGUUGCGCAACGCCUCCGAGAUCGUGUCCAGUGUUUAG